Cucumis melo (muskmelon) is the source of this 1476-nucleotide messenger RNA. RefSeq names its product RNA-binding protein involved in heterochromatin assembly dri1. The transcript is spliced from 7 exons. Bases 205 to 1227 code for a protein of 340 amino acids. Gene Ontology annotation, cellular component: cytoplasm. Gene Ontology annotation, molecular function: mRNA binding. The record is from RefSeq and is a predicted model, not a curated record. NCBI's taxonomy places the organism in Eukaryota, Viridiplantae, Streptophyta, Magnoliopsida, Cucurbitales, Cucurbitaceae.
GCUCACUGGUAGUGCCGUAAAAGGCCAUCGAAGCCGAAGCCCACAAAAAUCCCGCGGGCUAGCUAGCCCACUUAGAGAACAAGAAGAACCGCCGUGGUUGGUGUGUUGCUGGAGGCGGUAAUUUUCGCCUUCUCCCCUCCUCUCCUCUUCCCUUCGAGCACACUGGUUGUUUUUUGACCAUCAGUUGAAUUAAUAUUUUGAGCAAUGGAUGGAGGGAAGGAGGGGAUAGAAGGAAAAGCAUCGUCACAACUGGCAAUGGGCGAAGGUAAAGAAGGCGAUUGGGAGUGCAGUGGAUGCAAGAAUAGGAACUAUGCUUUUCGAUCCUUCUGUAAUAGAUGCAAACAACCUCGCCUUCUUGUCGACAACAAAACGCCUCCAGACUCCAAAUGGCUUCCUCGAAUCGGUGAUUGGAUCUGCACGGGUUGCACUAACAACAAUUAUGCAUCAAGAGAGAAGUGCAAAAAGUGUGGACAACCAAAGGAGGUAGCAGCAAUGCCAGCACUUGCAAUCCCUGGAGCUUCAUUUCCAACUUAUUCACACUAUUUUGCCAGGACCCAGGGAGGAUUGGAUUCAAAGAUGAAUCUUGGAUUAAUUGGAAAUGGCACUUCACAGCAUCUGCAUCCCUUGAGCUCUAACUGGUCCAUGGGAGGAGCUGAUAAGUAUGGAAUUCAUGCAGCUCCAACAUUUCCUCUGGGUGGAAAUAAUUCUGCAAUCUCGUACAUGAGUUUAGCUAAUCAGCUCCUUUCGGUUCCAAAGGGCUGGCGGAAUGGUGACUGGUUAUGCAACUGUGGUUUCCAUAAUUAUUCUUCACGUGCACAGUGCAAGAAGUGCAAUGCUUCACCACAAGCACUUGGAAUGAAACGAUUAGCAUCCGAAGAACUUGUUCAUCAAUGGGAUAACAAGAGAUUGAAUAUUGGACAGGCAAAUGAGCAACAACAAUCUUACCCAGGUCUUGAGCAGAUGAUGGGCACCAGUAGUGACUCAAAUGUGGGAUUAUAUAAUCCUUAUCCCCACGAAAGUUCUAGUGUAGCUCCAAAUUUGGAAAUGCCAAUCCAGUUUCCCCCACAAGCAACUGCACCAACGCUCCUAGGGAAAGGAGCAAAGCAAUGGCGCAACGGAGAUUGGAUGUGCACAAAUUGCAAUAAUCAUAAUUAUGCAUCUCGCUUACACUGUAACAGGUGCAAGACUCAAAGAGAUUCACUUUCUCUGCCCCUCAGUGCCAUCUAAGAACAAUUAGACUUGGGAUGGUUUUUGUUCCUAUGCUGCAAGUUCCUUUCGACCAAUUUUUCGGAUCUCAUAAUCAACUCUUCUAGUCUCCAAGGUAUAUUGAUUGAUUGUCAGUUUUCCAUUACUUAGGGAAGGAGGUUUUGCUGUGAAUGUCAUUACUAUUUUUGUUGAACAGUUGAGAAUUUUAGUGUUGAAUCAUUUUUAUAUAAUUAUAAUAAGAUAUAUAUAUAUUCCGUUUUGCAUAUCAAA